UCAAACAGAUGAUGGAGGUGAAGCUUGUGUCCCUUUUUCUGGGCGUCUUGUGUUUGAACGCAGCAGCUUUAGCGCAGCACAGCUGUGGGCAGCGGACCCUGGUCGGACCGCCAGGACUGUCCAGGAUAGUUGGAGGCCGGGAUGCCCCAGUGGGAGCAUGGCCCUGGCAGGUCAGCGUCCAGCUGUUAUCCACCCACUUAUGUGGUGGGACAGUCCUAGACAGUAUCUGGGUUCUCACUGCCGCGCACUGCUUCCACAGUUACCGAUGGGUCAGCAACAGAUACUUCCAAGUGGUGGUGGGACUAAACGUGCUGUCCGCACCUGGGCCUCACGUCCAGACACGCUCCAUCAGUGAAAUCGUAAUGCAUGAGAACUACAAUUACAUCACGUCGGACAACGAUGUGGCGCUGCUGCUGCUCAGCUCCCCGCUCAACUUCACAGAUCAUGUCCAGCCUUGCUGCACUCCUCGUAACGCGAGCCAUGAGGUUACCCUCAACUGGAGCAACUGCUUCAUCAGCGGGUGGGGAGUCCCCUACUACCAAGGUGAGACAAUGGACGUGCUGCAAGAGGCUGAGGUGGAGCUCAUUGAGAGGGCCACAUGCAACCAGAGAACCUGGUACAACGGCAUCAUCACAGAAAACAUGAUCUGUGCCGGACUGGAGAGCGGAGGAGUUGACUCUUGCCAGGGCGACAGCGGAGGUCCACUGCAGUGCUACAGCGAGAGCCAAGAGACCUUCUAUGUUGUAGGAGUGACGAGCUUUGGAGACAAGUGCGGGGAGCCCCGCAAACCAGGGGUGUAUUCAAAAAUCAGCAGGUUCGCAGACUGGGUGACGGCAACUCAGGGGGGAGCUAGAGCCACUGCACACAGGCUCACCAGUAGCCUGAUCACAGCUCUGCUCUUUGCUGCCCUGACGCUGCUCUGAAACGUCCACCCUGUCUGCAGAAAAUAAAAACAAUCAGUGAA
Messenger RNA from Fundulus heteroclitus (mummichog), 964 nucleotides. Its product is annotated as acrosin. Lineage: Eukaryota; Metazoa; Chordata; Actinopteri; Cyprinodontiformes; Fundulidae. The record is from RefSeq and is a predicted model, not a curated record. Gene Ontology annotation, biological process: proteolysis. Bases 9 to 923 code for a protein of 304 amino acids. Gene Ontology annotation, molecular function: serine-type endopeptidase activity. The transcript has 5 exons.